Molecule: messenger RNA, 1472 nt
Organism: Eucalyptus grandis
Lineage: Eukaryota; Viridiplantae; Streptophyta; Magnoliopsida; Myrtales; Myrtaceae
Product: probable mannitol dehydrogenase
Exons: 5
Coding region: 136-1218 (360 amino acids)
Biological process (GO): lignin biosynthetic process
Molecular function (GO): cinnamyl-alcohol dehydrogenase activity; zinc ion binding
Source: RefSeq, a predicted model, not a curated record
UCCCAACGCCCCCUUAUAUAAUCUCCGUACAGAGCGAGCAUUUGCUCUUCCAUCCCCACGGCAUUUUCCUUCUCGUGACCCUUUUCACGAGAAAACAAGAAGAAGAGAAAAUCCUUCCAUUGCAUCGGGGAAAAAAUGGCGAAGUCGCCGGAGCAAGAGCACCCGCAGGCGGCUUUCGGCUGGGCUGCGAGAGACCCCUCCGGCCUCCUGUCUCCCUUCAAAUUCUCCCGCAGGACAACGGGAGAGAAAGACGUGAAGUUCAAGGUGUUUUUCUGCGGAAUCUGCCACAGCGACCUCCACAGCGUGAGGAACGAGUGGGGAUUCUCGACUUAUCCUCUUGUUCCCGGGCACGAGAUUGUGGGCGAAGUUGUUGAGGUUGGGAGCAAGGUGGAGAAGUUCAAGGCGGGAGACAAAGUGGGAGUGGGUUGCCUGGUCGGAUCGUGCGGCUCCUGCGAUAGUUGCCACGACCAACUCGAGAAUUACUGCCCCAAAAUGAUUCUGACUUAUGGUGCCAUGUACCAUGAUGGGACGAUGACCCACGGAGGAUACUCCAACAUGAUGGUGGUGGAUGAGCACUUCGCCAUCAAAUUCCCGCAAAACAUGCCUCUCGAUGCCGGCGCUCCUUUGCUUUGUGCCGGGAUCACUGUUUAUAGCCCAAUGAAGUUCUUUGGGCUCGACCACCCAGGGAUCCACUUGGGCCUGGUGGGUCUCGGUGGACUGGGCCAUGUUGCAGUAAAAUUUGCGAAGGCGAUGGGGGUCAAGGUGACCGUGAUCAGCUCCUCUCCCGGGAAGAGGGAGGAAGCGCUCCAGCGUCUCGGCGCCGAUGCAUUCCUUAUUAGCAGCGACACCAAUCAAGUUCAGGCUGCAAUGGGCACAAUGGAUGGUAUAAUCGACACGGUUUCGGCUGUGCACCCGAUAUUGCCUUUGAUUGGUUUGCUCAAACAGAACGGAAAGCUUGUUCUCGUUGGAGCUCCUGAUCGGCCUCUCGAGUUACCCGUUUUCCCAUUGAUCUUUGGGAGGAAGAUUGUGGCUGGGAGUUGCAUUGGUGGAAUACAAGAAACUCAAGAGAUGAUUGAUUUUGCAGCAAAGCACAAGAUUACCGCCGAUAUUGAGGUCAUUUCUAUCGACUAUGUGAACACAGCAAUGGACCGCCUUGCCAAGGGCGAUGUCAAGUACCGGUUUGUGAUAGAUAUUGGCAACACCUUAAAAGAAGCAUGAGGCUCCAGAGACUCUGAUUAGAUUGCCUAUGAUGGUGUCAAGUAAAAAUUUUGGUGUCCAAAUAAAAAUUUGGCUGGGAGAUUAAGGCCGAUUGUCUGGCUCAGUUUGUUUGUCACAGAUCUUGAAGCAUAUUCAGGAAGAUUAUAGUUUGGCAGGUGCAUUGAACAUCAUCGAACAUGCAUGAUGGUCCGUAUGUGUGUAAUUCUCUGCAGUAAGAAUCCAUUAGUAAGUGAGAACGUUCCUGUUUUGAACUU